CGCCGCCGCUCCCGAGCCGCGCCCGGCGCCGCCGCCGCCGCCACCGCCAUGGUCUCCUGGAUCAUCUCCCGCCUCGUGGUGCUCAUCUUCGGCACCCUCUACCCCGCGUACUCGUCCUACAAGGCCGUGAAGACGAAAAACGUGAAGGAAUAUGUGAAGUGGAUGAUGUACUGGAUCGUGUUUGCCUUUUUCACCACUGCAGAAACACUCACAGACAUUGUUCUCUCUUGGUUUCCCUUUUAUUUCGAGCUGAAAAUCGCAUUUGUGAUUUGGCUGCUCUCCCCUUACACCAAGGGCUCCAGUGUCCUCUACAGGAAGUUUGUGCACCCAACGCUCUCCAAUAAGGAGAAGGAGAUUGAUGAAUACAUUACUCAGGCUUGUGACAAGAGCUAUGAAACCAUGAUGCGAGUUGGCAAGAGAGGGUUAAACCUUGCUGCCAACGCAGCAGUUACUGCAGCUGCAAAGGGCCAGGGAGUUCUGUCUGAGAAGCUCCGAAGUUUCAGCAUGCAGGACCUCACUCUGAUCCGGGAUGAGGACGCCGUGCACAUGCGAAGCCGCGAUCCACAGCUGCAUUCUUCUGGUGGGAGUCUGCUGGAAACCAUCGAGGACUCAGCUUCCUGUUACUCCUCAGGAGAGGAGAGCAGUGUGACACAUAGGUCUAAUGGAACCCCAUCAGAUCCUAGAACAGACCCAUCAGAUGAAGAUGCAGGAGACAAGCUUCCUAAACGUACCCAGAGUCUCAAAGCUCCUAAAAAGGUGACGAAAACUGAGCUUCCAGUAAGGAGUGUAAAAGCCCGGCCCAAGAAGAAAGCUGCUGGCUCUCUUGCCUCUGGCGAGUCAUCCUAAGGCGACCUCCCCCUCCCCAGCACCUGUCUCUGUCCCGGGAUUUUCUCUUUUGAGGGGAAACUCUCCAAAGGAAGGGAGCUGAGAUUCUUGUACAUAACAGAUACUGCUUUGUAGAGCUCAUUCCAAGGCAAGGGGGAGGCUGGGAUUCAGAAAAUGGAGUAGAGGAUACACAUCCUCAGGAAUUUUCUCCUUUUCCAUCCCUCUGUUGGAUGGAAUGCUGAUAUGUCUGUACAUAGCCAGUUGCUUUGGAAUUCCCACUGUAUAACCCUAGUUGAGAAUCUUUGCUGCAAGAACUGACUAGGGUUUGAGACAUCCAUUGCACAGAAACUGGAAAAAUACUAGACACUGGAGUUCCACAGGGGUGAGUGGCUCCCAAAAAUGUCUUAUCUUGCUCUGGGUAUCCUUCUGCAGCUGUGUGUUGUUAAGAAGUGCCCACCAUGAGUCAUAUUCCGUAAGAAUGGACCGUACCUGACAUGUCCAUCCCCUCUGAGAAGGUGACUGAAAUGAUGUAUGCUGGGUGCUUUUGACCAUAAAGGACUAGCUCAUGGGAGGAAAAUGCUAGAUUCCCAUUACUCGUCCUGGAAGAUGAAGAGAUUGGGUUUUAUUUUAUUUUUUCUGGAAGGUGAAGGGAGAUAAUUGAAAAACUGAGUAAUGAAGAAAAUGUGCUGUUACCAUGCACAUUGUACGGUGGAGCAGAUACAGGUAUCUCUUAAGAGUUAACUGUUGAGAAGGAAAGUUUGGCAUCUGUAAGAUUUUGGCUCUUUUUGAAGCUGCUUGAAUUUUAUUUCAGGUUCUGGUGCCCACUUUGAUUCCUGUGGGAGCAUCAGAAUGAGGCGAGUCCCGUGCAGUUCCAUGGCAGGGGUACUUGCUUUGCCAUUUAGAGGUUGAACUCCAUGUCAUCCUGAUUUUGUUACUGCAGACAAAUUCUUUUAUUCUACCAGAUGACUGGGGAAAGUCUGUGGGCAUACUUGAGAAUUUCAGAAGCCCUUACCUCUCAGCUGUAGGAGAUUCAAUCCUCAGGGCACGAGAACUGAUAAACAAACAGUUGAUGUAUGAAUUUUGCUAACUCCAGGAUUUCAUGUAUGGGGGAUAAAAAGCAGGGAGUAGGGCACAAUGCUGUGAUUAAUCAGUCCUCUUGCUUGAUCCCACUGCAGCCCUUGCACACAUUUUCUGUCAGACCAUGUGCCAUGUUUAUCAGUGUCCUGAGACUUGAGCAAUAUAUAACACUUGGGGCAGAAAACUACACUGAAUGUAGAAUAUGUAUUGUGGGAGUGAAAUUGCAGUGCUGCAGAGAAAAUUCACAUCAUGCCAAGCCAUACUAAUCUCUUGAACAUUGUUGAGGGGAGAUCCCCUGCACACUUGCCAACUGAGUCAGUCGGAAUUUAUGAGAUGAGUAAGGUUCCUGUUGCUGAGAUCUGUAAUUACAGAUGUGGUUGUCUGAAUGCAAACUUGAUGGUCUUAAUUUUUACUGAAACUAGUUAUCAAAGGAGCCUGGCUCUUACUUCCCUACUGAAGACCAUUCCCAGCUCUAGGUGCAGGUGUUUGUCUGCCCACAUCUUUUGCUGUCCCAUUUCUGAAAUUACAGUGAAUUCACAGAGCCCAAGUAUUUUGCUGUUGGCAAGGUAUAGAAGCACUUCUGCAACUAAAGUUCCACAAGUAUUUCUGUCCUAGAGAAUAGCCCUUCAAAAGUUUAUAAAGUUGAAGAUCAGGAUUGAAUUUAUUUCUUGUUUCCCAUUGUCUUGGUGGCAGAUUGUUUGCUGUUGAAUUAACCAGUUAUUUUAGGAAACGAAGGAAGUUGGUUUUACUUUUAUUUACAGCUUUUAAAAGUUGAAAUUUUGACAGACCAUAUCAGAAACUUGCAUCUUGUCAGAAAUAUUUGUCCCAAGUUAUCCACAAGGCCUUAUCCAGAAGCCAGUAGAAAAUCCUUGAUUUGGCUUUGAGUUUUGAGUUUCACAAAAAAAAAAA
This is a messenger RNA of Chiroxiphia lanceolata (lance-tailed manakin), 2811 nucleotides long. It is a transcript of the gene REEP2, whose product is annotated as receptor accessory protein 2. The record is from RefSeq and is a predicted model, not a curated record. Gene Ontology annotation, biological process: endoplasmic reticulum tubular network organization. The coding region runs from base 49 to 846 and encodes 265 amino acids. Lineage: Eukaryota; Metazoa; Chordata; Aves; Passeriformes; Pipridae. Gene Ontology annotation, cellular component: endoplasmic reticulum membrane; endoplasmic reticulum tubular network; cytoplasmic microtubule. Gene Ontology annotation, molecular function: microtubule binding; taste receptor binding. The transcript is spliced from 8 exons.